This is a messenger RNA of Thamnophis sirtalis, 2715 nucleotides long. The record is from RefSeq and is a predicted model, not a curated record. NCBI's taxonomy places the organism in Eukaryota, Metazoa, Chordata, Lepidosauria, Squamata, Natricidae.
ACAAGGAACGUGAGAAGGCCAAGGACAGGUAUGUCCGCAGCCUCUGGAAGCUCUACUCCCUGCACAACCAAUACGUGCUGGCCCUGCGAGCUGCGGAGGUGCAGCACAGCUUCCACUAUAAGCAGAUCCUGCCCAGCCUCCUCCAGUCCCUGCAUGGCCUUUUGCAGGAGAUGGCCCAGAUCACGAAGGCAACUCUGCAAGAAUAUGCCAGCAUCACAAGCCUGGUACAGGAGGAGAUGGUGGUUGUGCACCAAGCCAUGGUCAGGGCCAUUGACCGCAUCCAGCCAGCCACCGACUAUGAAGAGUUCCUCCCCCCUUGCAGGUGUGAGCAGCAGGAGAUGCCAGGCAUGGUGACCUUUGAUAGGAGUUUGCUAGAGGAGGCUGAGACAGAGGUCCUGCAAGAGGGGCAGCUCCAGCUGAAUGAACUCACCCUGGAAAGCCUGCAACACACGCUGAUCUCCCUGGAAGAGGAACUGAUCAGUGCCACAGAGAGCACUGAUGGCCAUCGCCGGCAUGUCCAGAUGCUAGAAACUGAAAUCCAGAAUGAUGAGAUGGCAGGAAGCCCAGGAAAACGUGUCCUCCUUCUGGGAAGGCAGAAGUCCCUGCAUGAAGCUUACCAUCUUUUCCAUCUUGCUCUGGGCACUCAAGAAAAACUCAAGGCCCAAAGGGAUUUGCUGCAACAAAAGCUGGAUGAGCUGGGACACCUAGACCCCCCACCUGCCCCAGAUCUGCAGGGUGACAGGCAGUUACUCUCUUCUGUGGAGCAGGACGUUGAACGAGAUUGGGGCCGAACACCGCUGGCUUUGGAGGCCCUGAAGCAUCACAUCUCAGGCAUUUUUCGUCCACGUGUCUCAAAUCUGUACUGCUUGGAGGGUGAGGCUUUCCCUACCAUUCCGCUGCUGGUUGACCAUUUCCUGAAGUCCAGGCAACCCAUCACGAAGAAAAGUGGUAUUGUGCUAGUCAAGCCCAUCCCCAAGGACAAGUGGGUGUUGGACCAUGAAGACAUUAUGCUGGGGCAGCGCAUUGGGCAGGGAAAUUUUGGAGAGGUCUUCAGUGGAGUCUUGCGUGGCAGUAACACUCCAGUGGCUGUGAAAUCCUGCCGUGAAACACUUCCAAAUGAGCUGAAGGCCCGGUUUUUGCAGGAGGCUGGGAUCCUGAAGCAAUAUAGCCACCCCAAUAUUGUGCGACUCAUUGGAGUCUGUACUCAGAAGCAGCCAAUCUACAUUGUCAUGGAGCUUGUAAAGGGGGGCGACUUUUUGACCUUCCUGCGCAAUGAGAGGGCUCAGCUCACAGCCAAGGAGCUCCUGAAAAUGAUGGAGAAUGCUGCCGCAGGGAUGGAAUACCUGGCCAGCAAGCACUGCAUCCACCGAGAUCUGGCAGCACGGAACUGCCUGGUGACGGAAAGUAACACACUGAAAAUCAGCGAUUUUGGGAUGUCACGGGAACAAGUGGAUGGCAUUUACUCCUCCACGAGUGGAAUGAAACAAAUCCCUGUGAAGUGGACAGCUCCAGAGGCACUCAGUUACGGUCGGUAUUCCUCAGAAAGUGAUGUCUGGAGCUUUGGGGUCCUGCUGUGGGAAGCUUUCAGCCUGGGUGCCACACCAUAUGCCAGUAUGAGCAACCAGCAAACCCGUGAAAUUGUGGAGAAGGGUAUUCGUCUGAAUGCUCCAGACCAGUGUCCCGAAGAAGUAUACCAGCUCAUGUUAAAGUGUUGGGAAUACAAACCACAGAAACGACCCAGCUUCAGUACCAUACUCCAAGAUCUGGUUAUGAUUCAGAAGAAGUAACGGUGAGAAUGCUGAUUUCAGGAUGUCUGCAUGGACACAUUUUAAAUCCCAUGCGGUGCUGACAUCCCAAACAAUGGCAUUUCAUUCUUGGUAUAUCUUUCUAGUCACACAGACCAUCUCCAAUCAGGUCACCUGCCAAGCACUCAGUAGUGGUGGCCAGAGAGCCCUAAAGCUUUGGUCUUUGAAGUCAUUUAUAUUUUCUCUAAAAUUGAUAAUAAUUAUAAAGUUUGGAUUAUAUCCUCAAAAAUGUACGCUUAAUUGCAAACCCCAAUCUUCACCUCAAAUAAGAUAUAUAAGAUAUGAAGCUUCAGAGAAGGAAUUCAAGGGGUAAGAGGCUUUGUAUUUUAUAAACACUUCACUGUGAUGGAGUGGAGGUAGGUUUAAAUGAUGAAACUGGUUACAGAAGCACCACAUUAUACCAGAAACAAAGCAAGGAAUAUUUCAUCCCAAACACGCCACAAUAUUCACCAUUUACAACCAGGAUAUAGCAGCAUCUGUUCAGAUCCUCAUGACCACACACAACCAAGGAUUUAAAGGAGGCCAGGCCCAAUGAAACACAACCAAAUCAUCAUGGUUCCUAGGAAAGCUGCAGCACUGCUUGUCUUUAUAGUUCCAAGCCAAAGCCUCUCAAAGAAUCAGGAAUCCACAUCAGUGGUCUAUUGGCAAAACCUUCUUUCCUUUAACUGCCAUGGCCAAUAACAACAGCCUACCCCAGAGUGAUCCAACAAGGAUCAAAUCCUGCAGGAGAACCAAAUCCUGGUUCUGCCCUCUCCACCACCCUGGUGAUGUAUAUGGCUGAUUCGCCAUUGUGAAUUAUACAUUCAUGCUUUCCUCUUUUUGUCUCUCUCAUCUUUGAGGCUAUUUAAUAUGCCAGUUCGCGGGAAGAUAAAGAUGGCAAAAGUUUUGGUCAUUAUUAAGCCAAUUUUAG